CCAUUUUUACUGUACAAUGGCUGAACUUGGUUAGAUAUAUUUUGCCAGAAGAAUACACAUCGAACUCCAAAAAUGGAAGGGCGAAUGGUAGCCAUACUUCCUCCUAUUGAAAGGAAUAUUUCUCCAAGAGCUGGUCAGCAAUUUGAAGGACUAACAGGACCUUCAUACAAGAUUGAGGAUAAAUCAUAUCCCUUACCAAAUCCUAAAACUUUAAGGCCUUAUGUUGACACAAGAUCAGGAGAUGUGGACACAUGGCCAGCUCACGCCAGUGGCCAAGCAGGGGGUUCCACAACUUUGAUGUUGUCCAAAUCUAAAAGUCUCAUUCUCUAUGAUGAAGAGGCUAUGGGGAAACCCAAAAUGAUCCCCAAACCCAGAUUUCUGGAACAACUGGAGAGUUACUUGAAAAAAGAGUUACGGGCCUUGGGAGUCACAGAUGUUAAUGCUAAUGAACUCAGACUACAGGCACACAGAGAGGUUUUUGAAUACUUGAUUGAGGACUUUAAAACUUACAAGCCUCUCUUAUCAGCAAUAAAAAAUGAGUAUGAAAUGAUGCUGGCAUAUCAGAGACAGGUCAUAAGAGAACUGGAACCAUUAAAGCAAAUGUUAGUGACAGUAUCAGAACAGUGUGAUCAGAAAAUAAUGGCCAUAAGAGAAGAAGAGAAGCAAGAGAUAAAGGAUUUGAAAGCUGAAAACAAGAGAUUGCUAGAGAAAAUCCAAAACAUGCAGAAUGAGCGGUUAGAUCUGGUAGCAGAAGUGAAAAAGCUGGAAGAUGAUUUAGCGGAAACUUACAAAAAUUACAGAGAUGAAUUAGACUCUAAAAAAUUAUUAUUACAAGAAAUGAAUGACAUGAGAGACCAGAAGGAUGAUUUAAUGGCUUCUAAAGAGGCAGCUGAAAUGGAGGCUCAAGAUGACCCAGUUACCCUCAAAAUAGCUCUCAGACAAGCCAGAGAAGAUGAAAAGAAUGCCACAAAACGUCUGAAUGACAUGAUAACAAACUACUAUGAUGUCAUUCCAAGAAGAGACUUUGAGAAUUUAGAGGCUAAAUAUAACAAAUUGGUUGAAUCCAAUGACACACUGAAGGAUGAUUUUGAUAAAUUGAAAGCAGAACAUGAUACACUUCUGGAUAUUCAGAAACAAGUAACAAAACAGAGAGAUGAAUUCUAUGUAGAAUUAGAACAAAUGAAGAGGGCAUCCACUCCAAGACCUGACUGGGAGAAAUGUGCUGAUUUCAUAUCUGGAGGUGUUGUGCGAUGGAAGGAACUCUCUGAUGGCAAGUCCUCCAAUGAACUUGUGGACGUUUUGUUGGCAGAAGUCCAAGCAGGCGGACCUGUGGACUCGGGAGGGGCUGAGUACUUUGAUGGACAGGGAACUGGGCCAUCAGUUCCAAAAUACCUAAGAUAUGAUGGUCCUGUGAGGAAUCGUCGUCUUGGAAAAAGAGAUUGUCUUCUCCUCAUUCGAGACAUCUGGAGGGAGAAAGCUGCCCAUGAUGCAUCUAAAGGUGAUGGGGAGAGGAGGGAUACCAUGGCUGACUUCCUGGAUAUAUACCUCAGUAGACGAUUUGCAAUGGAGCAGAUGAAGGUAGAAUGGGGAUAUAACCUUCAUGAUGCCUGUCAAAAAUAUGCCAGUGAUGAUCUUGUCGGAAUGUUUUGGGGAAUUCUGGAAGACAAUAUUGAUGAAGAAAUUUACCAUGAUCAGAUGGCCAAAAUAGAACAGCUUUUAAAUCAGCUGACGUCCAUUGAUGUAGAAAAAGGAAAUCCUGGAAAGAUCACAAAGGAUGAACUGAGAACUGGAAUCCGGACAGUGCUUCCAGCUGUGGAUGAGGAGUCCAUGGCAGCACUCAUCAAGGCUGCUGAGCUGGAACUGGAUGCUCAGAAUACAGAAGAUAUUGACUACAAAGAAAUGUUCAAAGAGGAUGACGAGGGCAGGUUUGGGCCUUUCCUUGAUGAAGUUCUAAAAUGGAUAAAACAAGACAGAAUAAAUUUUGGAGAGGAAGUUAAACAGAAGCUAGGAGAGAGCACCAAAGUAGAAGUUGAUGAAAUGAAACAGCUGAUCAUGGGGGCGGCUCCAAACUUGGACACUCCCCAAUUACUGAAGAUUUUGGCCUGGGUGUUUGAGACGAUCCCAGAAAAUGUACCUAGUGCUGAAGGCAUUGAACUUUCUCGAGCCAUUGAGAGGCUACAAAACUGCCAUGUUCCACGAUCAUAGAGUCAAUUCUUAGUGAUCCUGGGUUUAAAUGAGUGUAUCUGGUGAUUUGAAUGAAAGGGAGAAUGAGAGGAGACAAUGCAGACUUAAGGGAUCAUAAGCUAUUUCUGUGAUAACAUUUUAACUGGAUAGUACAUAUUUAUUUUACGUACAUAUGCUGAGUAUAUGUACAUGUAUGCAUUGUUAAUGUAUUUUUAAUGUGUGAAGUUGUGACGAUAGAACAUUUCUGUACCCUGGUCUGUGAUACCUUAUUUUUCAAUGAAGUACAUUAACAUGUACUGUAUGUCUAGUAUACAUCUAUAUGUAUGGAAAUA
Messenger RNA from Saccostrea echinata, 2516 nucleotides. Its product is annotated as translin-associated factor X-interacting protein 1-like. The record is from RefSeq and is a predicted model, not a curated record. NCBI's taxonomy places the organism in Eukaryota, Metazoa, Mollusca, Bivalvia, Ostreida, Ostreidae. Gene Ontology annotation, cellular component: cytoplasm. The coding region runs from base 73 to 2205 and encodes 710 amino acids. The transcript is spliced from 15 exons.